AUGAACGGCUUCGCCCCCGAGGAGGUGACCCAGCGCGGGGCGGACCCCGCCGCUGCCGCCGCAGUGGUGGGCAAUGCAGGCUCCGCCGUGGAGGUGCCGCCGCCGCCGCCAGCACCGCCCGGCGUGGGUCUGACCGCUACUGCUGCGGCCUCGACGGGCGCCGGGAGUGCGGGCGGCCCCGGGGCCGGGCAGCUGUGCUGCUUGCGGGAGGAGGGAGAGCGGUGCGGCCGCGCCGCUGGUAACGCCAGUUUCAGCAAGCGGAUCCAGAAGAGCAUCUCGCAGAAGAAGGUGAAGAUCGAGCUGGACAAGAGCGCAAGACAUCUGUAUAUUUGUGACUUCCAUAAAAACUUAAUUCAGAGUGUGAGAAAUAGAAGAAAGAGGAAAGGCAGCGAUGAUGAUGGUGACUCACCAGUACAAGAUAUCGACACUCCAGAGGUUGAUUUAUAUCAGUUACAAGUAAACACACUUCGAAGGUACAAAAGACACUUCAAACUACAGACCAGACCAGGACUUAACAAAGCACAGCUUGUUGAAAUAAUUGGCUGCCAUUUUAGGACAAUUCCAGUGAAUGAAAAGGACACCUUAACAUAUUUCAUCUACUCGGUGAAGAAUGACAAGAACAAAACAGAUCUAAAGACGGAUAGUGGGGUUCAUUAAACGUUAAAGGUUGGGACUGAGAUUCAGGCUGCAAAUCAAAAGACUGAGGGGUUUUGUUGGUACCUGAAAGCUUUCUUUGUAACU
Indicator indicator is the source of this 741-nucleotide messenger RNA. It is a transcript of the gene SAP30, whose product is annotated as Sin3A associated protein 30. The transcript is spliced from 4 exons. Gene Ontology annotation, biological process: regulation of DNA-templated transcription. Lineage: Eukaryota; Metazoa; Chordata; Aves; Piciformes; Indicatoridae. Gene Ontology annotation, molecular function: protein binding; transcription coregulator activity. The record is from RefSeq and is a predicted model, not a curated record. The coding region runs from base 1 to 657 and encodes 218 amino acids. Gene Ontology annotation, cellular component: histone deacetylase complex.